GAUUUUUUGCAGGAUUCUUGGGCAACAAAAGCGAAGGACGAAUUGCGCAAAUAUCGGUGUGAAUUUUAACAAUUUCGUCCCUUAUCACAUCACGAUGGAGUCAAACAACAAUGAAAACUCGCUACCCACAGUGAUUGACCAUUCGGGGUUACACCAAGCGAAGAACAGCAUAAAACUGCCGACGGAAGGAGAUCCAGCCGGCAUUCGGGCUACCAGCAAUGCCCAUUACAAUCAGCAGCUGAAGUACGCACCAUCUGCACCGUAUCAGAAUAACAGUUUCACUGGCGCACAGCCUGGCUGCACCCGUAAGGUACGAUUCUUCUCGCCACACAUGCGAAUGCGCCCGUACUAUGUCCCGCAUCGGACGCGCACCAAAAGUGAAAGCUCCGAUACGACGACCUUUGGAUCACAACCCGUGCUAGCAGCGGAAGGCGGUUCCACGAGCUACGCGAGCACAUCCUCAUCAUUGACACUGAUGGAAACCGGUGAACCCGCGGCCGUACCGAUAGAUAUCCCCAUGUGUGGCGUAGCGGUAACGUCGACAGCAGCCAUGAAUCUCGCGCGCUGCAAGUACCCGGUGGUGGUACUGAAAAAGUACCGUUCGCUCGAGGAUGUCCGGGUUGAUAAAUCUGUCGAAGGGUCGCAACCAUCGCACGAGAUGGAGUUCGUGUCUAGUCGCAUCCAGAAGCUGAAAGUACACGAAUAGAACCCGUAGGCCCCCGUUAGUUAGUUAGUUAAUUAAGAUACUCUGUUAAGGCUACGUUACCAACGAACGGACACGAAUGGUACCGCGGUACUGCGAGGAAAGAAGUCAGUUUUCCAAAGCAAUAGUCUAUAAUGUACGAAUAUCCCCAUAACAAUCUGCCAUGGCACUAAACUGCUGCAACUUAAAGUUGAAACGCAAGCAGUGGCACAGCCGCAUGUUCAAAGACCGCAUGCCGCAGCAAUAACGUAGCUCUCAUAAGGCUGAUUUUAUCAAAAGUAUUUCCUUAAACGUAGGAAAAGACAUUUUCAAUCAUGUGUUUUGUAAUUUAGUUUUCUUCAAAAAAAAAAGGUAGCUAGGUAUUAUCUUUAAUCCCUGUAAUAGUGAAAAUCCUGUAUCCCGUAAUAUAAUAUUUUGUUUGUUUGAUUUAUAAUGUCU
Anopheles darlingi is the source of this 1141-nucleotide messenger RNA. RefSeq lists its product as uncharacterized. The transcript is spliced from 3 exons. The record is from RefSeq and is a predicted model, not a curated record. Lineage: Eukaryota; Metazoa; Arthropoda; Insecta; Diptera; Culicidae. The coding region runs from base 95 to 706 and encodes 203 amino acids.